UGCAGACCAAAGCGAAAACACGGAAGACCCACAUUGCUACAACGCUACACACUGAGCUGUAAUCUCUGCCCGAAACGAGUUUUAUGAAAUAAUAACGACCGUACAUCAAAUUCUGUGUAAUAUUUUACUUGACUUUGGCACUGACAGCUUGUAAAAGGUGAUGGUGUCGAUAAUGCUUCUGUAGCCGAGCUGCUUCCGCCCCACUGAAACGCUGAAAACAAACUGUUAGCAGCUCCUGAGCAGCGGAAGAAGAUGCCUGCUCGGAACGUCGUUUCCAACGGGAUCCCUAACAGCAAAGUUAGGUACUCCAGGCUGGCAACCGAUGACGACGGCUACAUUGAUUUACAGUUCAAACGGAGCCCACCCAAAGUCCCAUACAAAGCUAUAGCACUAGCCACAGUCCUCUUCUUAAUCGGCUCUCUGUUAAUCAUCAUUGGCUCCCUUCUCCUGGCUGGAUACUUUGGAGUCACUCACUCAGACCGAACCGUGCCUGUCCUUAUCAUUGGUAUCCUUGUCUUCCUGCCUGGAUUCUACCACCUACGAAUAGCUUACUAUGCAUCAAAGGGAUACCGGGGCUACUCCUAUGAUGAUAUCCCGGACUUUGAUGACUGAUAAACACCACAGCUUUAACUUUAGUCUUCCUGUACUCACAUAUAGUUCUAAUAUCCUGCUUGCACUGAUAUCUUGAAAGAGAUAAUUAUGCUUGAAUUGAUUCUGUAAAUUACCUUCAUUUAAUCUGAAGAUUUUUUUAUGUUAUUGUCAUAGGGUUUCUUUAAGCGAGGUAGUUGAUGCCAGCCUUCUGUUAUGAAGCCAGAUCAGUAUCAGACAUUGUUUGUAUAUUUUUUCUUUGCUUGAUAAAUUAAUAAAACUAUAAUUUGAUGAGUAUA
Messenger RNA from Centropristis striata (black sea bass), 887 nucleotides. It is a transcript of the gene tmem230b, whose product is annotated as transmembrane protein 230b. The transcript has 3 exons. The record is from RefSeq and is a predicted model, not a curated record. Gene Ontology annotation, cellular component: synaptic vesicle; endomembrane system. The coding region runs from base 253 to 612 and encodes 119 amino acids. Gene Ontology annotation, biological process: synaptic vesicle transport. NCBI's taxonomy places the organism in Eukaryota, Metazoa, Chordata, Actinopteri, Perciformes, Serranidae.